Messenger RNA from Bactrocera neohumeralis, 2779 nucleotides. RefSeq names its product claspin. Bases 89 to 2716 code for a protein of 875 amino acids. Gene Ontology annotation, molecular function: anaphase-promoting complex binding. NCBI's taxonomy places the organism in Eukaryota, Metazoa, Arthropoda, Insecta, Diptera, Tephritidae. The transcript has 10 exons. Gene Ontology annotation, biological process: mitotic G2 DNA damage checkpoint signaling; activation of protein kinase activity; mitotic DNA replication checkpoint signaling. The record is from RefSeq and is a predicted model, not a curated record.
UGCUGAGUGUGAGGAAAAUAUUAGUAAACAUAUCAAUGUGUUUGAGCAAUCGAAAUAGGAAAAUUAGGCAAUAAAACAAGGAUUAUAAAUGGAAUAUCGCAAUAAAAUGGAGAAAACUCUGGUUGACGAAAGCAGUGAUGAUAACAUUGCAUACUCAAGUAAUUUUAAGGAGAUAGAAGAUGAUGACACCAACAAUAUAAAUAAUGAGGACCAAAAUAAUAUUUUUGAAAUUGAUGAAGGAACGCACAAAGUGGGGGAAGAAAGUAUUCCUCAUGUUUCGGAACAGGUGGAAAAGCUAUCGAUACCAACUGAUAAGCAAGCCAUCCAAAGCCAACAACAGCGUUUACAAAGAGAAGCUCAGUUUAGCAUUCCGUACCAUAAGCCAAAAAAAUAUACGUUGAAGGAAUUUCUUAGUCGGCGUACUAUUAUUAAACCUUGUGAAUCCGCCAAAGAGAACGGUUUUUCGGAAGCUUUGGGAAGAUCAAAAAAUUUGAAAAUGUCCAAAGAAGAAUUAGAAAUUUAUUCGAAAUUAAUGGAAGACAGAGCCAAAGAAGCAUCUGAAUUUUUCAAAGAUGAUAACACCGAUGAUUCAAAACAAAAGGGCGGCAAUUGUGAGGAAAAGGUUUCUAAUAGUGAACAUGAAACCAGGAAUAAAGCCAAUACCCUUCCUCAAAAACUCAACAAAUCAAAUGAAAAUGAAAAAUGUCGAGGUGAAAAUGUGUCGAAUAUUGUAAUUACGGAAAUUGUAGAGCUUCCAAAAUUGAAUCUGAAUGAUAUAGCUAAGGACUUAAAUUUAAAAAAUAUCAUAAAUCAAACUUUGAUGCCCAAAGAAAGGACAGAAUUUCCAUUAGAAUCAAAUUUAAAAGUUCCUCAGCUAUUAGAGGCGAGUCCUACAUUAAACGGAAAACAGGACAUCACAUUCGAUUUGAUAUCGACUGAAAAUGAUACCCCUAAAACAAUUAGCAGGGCUAAUAGUUUGCUGGAAAGACUUAUGAAGACGAACACUUGCCAUAAACCUAAAACUAAUGACACUAUUGGAAUUAAAAGAAUGAAAUGUAAAACAAAUACUCUAAUUGAUGAAGCUGAACCUUAUUCGAAUAAAAAACCUGGAGAAUCGUUUUUAAAAUUGAAAGACAACCUGAAGUCCAUCAUCUUGGAAAAGCGUAGAGAAGAAUUGAAGAAAAAACAAAUGGAGGAAAAUAAUACGAAGAAUGCUAUUGAUAAUCCUAAAUAUUUUGAAGAUUCUAUGGAGUACGAGGAUAAGCUAUCGCGCGAUAGCUCUGACAACUCUGAAUCCGAGACCGACGGAGAAUCUGUACAAGAAGAGCAUUCUGAAGUUGAUGAUGAAGACGUUGCGAUUGAUAAAAUCCAAACACCUCUCUGGGAUUCUAAACCGUCAGACGUUGGCAGUAUGCGAAUAGAACUUGACUCUGACGAUUCCAAUGGAUGCCAACAUUUUAAUCCAUCAGUAAUUAGUCAAGUACCCGCAACACAAAUAUGUAAUCCAGAUGAGGAAGCAGAUCAAUUAAUAAAUUUAUGUUCUGGCACUUUUGAAACGCAACCGACUAAUACACCAAAAGAAAUCAUCGACAAUGAAAUUCUAUCAUCAAGUGAGGAAAAUUCUCCACGUUCAAGUGGUAAAAAUAUACGAACUAAAAAGUUUACAAAGAAAAUAAAGAAAUCCAAAAUGAAAUUGGGUUUCUCUGAUGAUGAGGCUGAUGAGUCCGACGACCCUGACACAAAUGAGGUCACAAGCGAAAAAAAUGUAUCCAUUAAUGACGAGCCUGCUACUUAUAUUGAUUAUGACUCAGAAGAAAAUGAAAUAACUGUGGAAUUGACCAAGCAAGACUGCUUAAAGAAAGCAGAAACCUUUUUCGAAAGGGAGGCAGAACUAUCUGAAUCCGAUUGGGGUAGCGCAGAUGAAGACGAAAAGAAUUUGGAUCAAUACGAGAAUGAAGUAGGUGACGAAGAUGUGUUCGACAAAGAGGAAAUAAGAGAUGAACUAGGGAAAAUACAUGCGCGUAAAAUGUUAGACGAGGAUUUGCGGCAAGUACAUAAAUUGCAGGAAAUUCUAUUUGAAGAUGAAGACGAAGCUGCACAACGACAGCGUAAAUUUCGGUGGAAAAAUUUAGACAAUUCUUUCAACCUUGAAAUUAGUCAAAAUAAUGUCACAGAAACAAAACCGGAAGAAGAAGGUAGUGAUGAUGAAAACGAGCAUUUAUGGAGAAAAAUUCGUUUUGAACGCGAACAGGCGAUUAAGGAUCAUUUUUUAAAUGAAAAUAUCUUAGAAGCGAGCACAUCGGAUGUUACUUCCAAAAUAAAUGACAUUAGAAAUGUUACAAGGAUAAAUGUGUCGAAAUCUAUCGUCGAUGGGUCUGAUGAAAAAGAGAAGUCUCCAUUUUUGAUAUCGAAAGAACUUAUCAAAACUGAAAGCGCCAAAGCUCGAAGCUCAUUUCUGCUAAGGAAUAAAAAGGUUUUAUCGAAAACAAUAUGUUCGGUUAAAAGCAGUAGCAACGAUAUAAAUACGUCACCAGACAAAAUAGGAGUUAAAACGACAAAUUCUAACAAAUUUGUUUUUACUACAUUAACCUUCGAAGAACAUGAGACUUUAAAAAGGAAGGCCGAUGAUACGAAUGGAGGUAUCGAUACCAAAAUUAUUAAGAAGGCUAAAACCGAAACAAAAAAGGGAGAAUUUUUAAUAGAUAAAUUAUUGUAAAUUUUAUUUUUGUCCAUAACAUUAUUUUUACUUGAAUUAAAUUUAAGAAAACACAUGCACAAA